AUGGCCCAAUACCAGGCUCAGCAGGGACGCAACUACCCUCCAGGGCCCAACGGCCAGUUCGCCUCCACGUCGGCCACCACGCGAGAUGAGGCUUUCUCCAACAUCUUCGGCGGCGCCCCGCCCCCAGGCCGAAGUCAUACAAUGACAGGCAUGACCCCGCAGAUACCAUCAGACCGCGCAGCGACCAUGAGCACGGCCACUGCGCAAAGCUUUCAGCAGAGACCACCACCGAUACGGCCUGGAGCGCAACCAAAUGGAGGGUAUCCGCAGGCCUCUCAGUCUGCGCCAAACGGGCCUGCGCCGCCAGGGUAUAUGAACGGUGCACAAAACUCGCCUCAGAGACGGCCACUACCACCCCAGAAUCUACCGCAGCCCAUCAGACCGGACAGAAAUCCGUAUGGACAACCGCAAAGGCUAGACCUUAGGGGCUCGCCAGGGCCCGGACAGUAUCAGCGAUCUGUCACUCAACGGCCCUAUGCGCCUAGUGGACCGCCCAACGGACCUGCGAUGAAUACUGAUAGCUACAGGACGCAGUCGUUGGCUUCCAAUCCGCGACCCAUGUACCAGCCGCCAGGCGGUCAAUAUGGUAUUGCACCAGCGAACGCCUUCCGACAACAGCCGUACGUAAACCAUCUGGCUCGGACAACGGCGCAAGGGCGAGUUGUUCCAGAGCGCACUGGCGAUGAGCGAACCAUGUCCAUGUCGUCAUAUACGCGUGACACUGAUUUCACGCAAACUCAGAGUGGCAGAGUAAUCCCGAAUCGCAGACGAGAGUCAGGAGAGACUAGUGGAACCGACUCGACACUUACGAACGGCUACCAUCCAGACCGUGUCCCGAAUGGGCUACAGGUCAAUGGGCGCGUGCCAAGCAGUAGCAGCCAGAACUCCCGCACCAUGUCAAUGGCCUCUACGACUGUGACGCCCACUGAGCAGCCUUCUCCACGACCUUCAGCAACACCUUCUGUUCCCGCGACUAUCCGCUCGAAUUCGCAAACUACGCAAGCGAGCACAAUGGUGGCGCAGAAGCGGCCUUCUUUGGUCUACGGCGCACUGCUCUCCAAGGUUGCGGAGGCAUUUCGCGAGCGCAUAGCAGUAGCGGAGAAAGAGAAAGACGGGCUGGUGUACAAGAACGCGUUCAGUGGGUACGAAGCCGUGGAGCUCAUCGCGUAUAUCAUCCGGACAUCGGAUCGUAACCUCGCCUUGCUGCUUGGCCGAAGUCUGGACGCUCAGAAGUUCUUCCACGAUGUGGAAUAUACGCACCGGUUGCGCGACAGUCCGAACGAGAUAUACCAGUUCAAGGAGACGCUGAACGAAGAGGCACCGGACGUGAAUGGCGUCUUCACCCUGCUUACAGAGUGCUACAGCCCAACGUGCAAUCGGGACAACUUGUGCUACUCCAUCGCUUGUCCUCGCAGGCUGGAGCAGCAGCAACGGCUCAACAUGAAGGUGACGCCAGGCUUGAGGCGAGAGACGAGCCGCGCCAGUUUGCAUGACGAGCCUGACAAUGAGCAAAAGCUGUGGAUCAACACUGUUUCCAAGGAGGUCUCGGACUCAGUUUCCGACCGUGAGAAGAAGCGGCAGGAAGUCAUCUCCGAGAUCAUGUACACGGAGCGUGAUUUCGUCAAAGACCUUGAGUACUUGCGCGACUUCUGGAUUAAGCCGCUACGGACGGCCGACAUCAGCCCCAUACCGGAGCAUCGCAGGGAGAAGUUCAUUCGAACCGUUUUCUCGAACUGCCAGGAGGUCCACAGUGUCAAUGCACGAAUGGCUUCCGCCUUGACGAGACGACAGCAGCAGAGUCCCGUCGUGUAUAACGUUGGCGACAUCUUCCUCGACUUUGUAGGCCAGUUCAAUCCCUUCGUCAAGUACGGCGCGAACCAGCUGUUCGGCAAGUUCGAGUUUGAGAAGGAGAAGAGCUCCAACCCGGCUUUUGCACGCUUUGUGGAGGAGACGGAACGGCUGAAAGAGAGUCGGAAACUGGAGCUCAACGGGUACUUGACCAAGCCAACGACGAGAUUAGCGAGGUAUCCACUACUGCUGGACAACGUGCUCAAGUACACUAGUGACGACAACCCAGACAGAGAGGCCCUACCUCGCGCUAUCGCCGCGGUCAAGGAGACCCUGACCAGAGUGAACGAGGAAAGCGGGAAAGCGGAGAAUCACUACAACCUCAUGAGCCUUAAUGCGCAGCUGAAGUGGGGCACGAUACCGCAUAUGGAUCUGAAGCUUACCGAGGAGACGAGGCAGCUGAUCUUCAAGAGCAACUUGAAGAAGGCUCCAACGAGUGAGGCGGCAGAUGUGACGGCGUAUCUGUUCGACCAUGCUGUGCUGCUGGUAAGAGUCAAGAUGGUGAACAAGCGGGAUGAGAUGAAGGUCUACCGCAAGCCCAUUCCGCUCGAGCUACUGCAGAUCAAGGAGAUGGACGCGGUGCUACCUCGCGUUGGGCUAUUGGCCCGGCCCUCGAGCUCGAUGAUCCCGGGUGUGGGACGCGCAGUGCCCACGCGACAAGGCACGACCGACCAAACAGGCUGGCCCAUCACAUUCAAAGGGCUGGGGAAAGGUGGAUAUGAGCUCACGCUGUACUGCGUCAGCCAGAUCCAGCGGGAGAAGUGGAUGGAGCACAUCCAAUCGCAGAAGGAGAAGUUGAGCGAGCGGCACAGCAUCUUCACCUUGACGAAGCUGUGCGAAGCUUUCUCCACGGCAACGGGCAGGAUCAAUUGCUGUCGACCCAUUGACGGCGGUAGAAAGCUGGUCAUCGGCACGGACAAUGGUGUAUACGUCGUGGAUCGUAAGCCCAAGGAUGCCAGUUCCAGGCCGAAGAAGAUGCUCGAGAUCAAGUUCGUCAGCCAAAUUGAAGUCUUGGAACAGCAUCAGAUCCUCAUCGUCCUCGCGGACAAGGCCGUCUUCACCUUCCCGCUAGAAGCGCUCGAUCCAGAAGAAAGCCCGGCUUCUCCAUCCAAACGCGGCAAGCGCAUCUGCCACGCCAACUACAUCAAUGCCGGCAUGUGCAACGGGCAAACACUCGUAUGCUGCGUCAAGAGCAGCUCGCUGAGCAGCACUGUCAAAGUCUUCGAGCCCAUGGACGGCAUGACCAAAGGCAAAAAGAAGACCGGUUUAGCGAAGAUGUUGGCCAGUGGGCAGGACGUGCUGAAGCCGUACAAGGAAUUCUACAUCCCCAUGGAAAGCAACAGCAUUCACUUCCUGCGCAGCAAACUCUGUGUCGGCGGCGCGAGGGGCUUCGAGAUUGUGUCGCUCGAGACGCUGGAAACGCAAUCGUUACUCGACCAAGCCGAUACAUCCCUCGACUUCGUGGCGCGGAGGGAGAACGUCAAGCCCAUCUACAUCGAGCCCAACACCUCGAACUUCUUGCUCUGUUACAACGACUUCAGUUUCUACGUCAACAAGAACGGGUGGCGGGCGAGAGGGGAUUGGAAGAUCAUUUGGGAGGGCAGCCCGAACGCGUUUGCGACGUGGGGGGAGAAGUACAUCCUGGCUUUUGAGCCGGAGUUUAUCGAGAUUCGGCAGAGCGAUACCGGGGGGUUGGUGUGCAUACAGACGCAUCGGAAUAUUCGGUUCUUGCAUCAGAGUACGAGAGAGAUACUCUUUGCGUACGAAGACGAGACGGGCGAGGAUGUCAUUGCUUCUAUGGAUUUCUGGGGACGGAGCUGA
Baudoinia panamericana UAMH 10762 is the source of this 3669-nucleotide messenger RNA. RefSeq lists its product as uncharacterized. Bases 1 to 3669 code for a protein of 1222 amino acids. Gene Ontology annotation, biological process: intracellular signal transduction. Lineage: Eukaryota; Fungi; Ascomycota; Dothideomycetes; Mycosphaerellales; Teratosphaeriaceae. The transcript is spliced from 2 exons. The record is from RefSeq and is a predicted model, not a curated record. Gene Ontology annotation, molecular function: guanyl-nucleotide exchange factor activity.